This is a messenger RNA of Staurois parvus, 394 nucleotides long. The record is from the annotation of a GenBank genome assembly. Lineage: Eukaryota; Metazoa; Chordata; Amphibia; Anura; Ranidae.
ACCCCUGGGGGCGCGCACCUGGCGAUAUCUGUGAUCGUUGUGUGUCCUACAGACACAGCUGAUCACGUGCACGUGAUCAGCUGUGUCCAAUGACAGAGCAGUGCCGGGCAUCCGGUGCCUAGCAGUGCCACCCAUCAGUGUCACCCAUCAGUGCUGCCCAGCAAUGCCACCCAUCAGUGCCCAGCAGUGCUGCCAGUCAGUGCCCAGCAGUGUCACCAGUCAGUGCUGUCAGUCUGCCACCCAUCAGUGCCGCCUAUCAGUGUCCAUCAGUGCUGCCUAUCAGUGCCCAUCAUUGUUGCAUAUCAGUGCCCGUCAGUGCUGCCUAUCAGUGCAGCCAUCAGUGCUGCCUAUCAUGCAGCUCAUCAGUGCCCGUGCUGCUGCCUAUCAUGCCCAU